UGGUGCAAGUAAUUACACAGUAAUUGUAGUAAUUCUUUGGUGAAUGUGCAAAACAGUCUGUGUUCAAAACAUCAGUUUAUAUUCGCAGUGGUUGCUGCAUUAAAGAUAAUCUCCUUCGAACAGUUUCUACUCGAUGAAAUUCAGUAAUUUGGUCGUAAUUGUGGAGUAAGUGAAUUUUAAUGGGUGAAAAGUCGUGGAAAACAUCAUUUUCCCAAGAAUAACCGCUAAGAAAAGUUGUUGGUCAAGCUAUUAUCUAUAAGUUACAUCGAUGCUCUGCACUUUGCUCUUGUGUUGAAAGCCUCUGGGAUUAAGUGGACUUUACCCUCCAACUCGACAAUUUAUUACCGAAAGCUGCUCAGUCCCCUUCAGUCCUAUUUAGAUUGUCAACGAGAGUAAGAUUUUAAAGCAAUGGCAUCACUAGUUAAAGGAUCGUUCAUUGUGGGUGCCAAGAGGACAGUGUUUGGAACCUAUGGGGGCAAGUUGAAGAAUGUUUCGAUCACUGAUUUGCAAACGGUGGCGGCUAAAGCCGCCCUGGCCUCGGGCAAUGUGAAGCCCGAAGCUGUAGACUCUGUCAUUGUUGGAAUCGUUGGAUCAAACUCCGCGGCUGACGGCGGGUAUCUUUCCCGGCAUGUGGCUCUGAAAAGUGGAGUGCCAAUAGAAAAACCCGCCUAUGCGAUCAACCGACUCUGCGGCUCUGGAUUCCAGUCCAUAGUCAAUGGAGUACAGGACAUCGAAAUUGGAUUUUCCCAAAUCGCCUUGACUGGCGGCGUCGAAAACAUGUCCGCCUACCCUCACGUGAUUAGGGGCUUGAGGUACGGCCUGCCUCUGGGGCAAAGCCCCGCUUUGGAGGACUCCCUUUGGGUCGGACUGACCGACUCUUACUGCAACCUGCCCAUGGCCCUGACCGCUGAGAAAUUGGGCGCUCAAUACAACAUCACCAAAGAUCAGGUGGACGAGUUCGCUUUAAGGUCGCAAAGACUAUGGAAGGAGGCCCAAGACGCCGGUCGAUUCAAAGAAGAACUGGUUGCGGUGCCAGUGAAAAUCAAGAAGGAUAUUGUUAAUGUUGAAGUGGAUGAGCAUCCAAAGCCCCAAACAACGCUGGAGGGCCUGAGGAAGUUGCCCACCAUUUUCAAGAAGGACGGCCUGGUCACUGCUGGAACAGCUUCGGGGAUUGCUGAUGGGGCUGGAGCGGUCAUAGUGGCCAAUGAGCAAGCCAUUGCUCAACACGGGCUGAAGCCGUUGGCUCGAGUGGUUGCAUACUCUGUGGUCGGAGUCGACCCGACCAUAAUGGGCAUUGGACCGGCCCCUGCCAUUAAGGCCGUCCUGAAAGUAACAGGAAAGACUCUGAACGACAUCGACUUAGUUGAGAUCAAUGAAGCCUUUGCUGCGCAAACAUUGGCCUGUGCCAAAGAGCUCGACUUGGACAUCAACAAGCUGAAUGUAAAUGGUGGGGCCACCGCUAUCGGCCAUCCUUUGGGGGCUUCGGGCAGUCGAAUUAUCUCGCACCUUGUCUACGAAUUGAGGAGGAGGAAAGCCAAAUUUGGAAUUGGGUCCGCCUGCAUUGGAGGUGGUCAGGGGAUCGCCAUUCUCAUCGAAUCCUUGUAGGUUUUUCGGAGUUUGGGACUGGAUGGCGGCAUGACCGCAUGCAAAACUUUAUUGGGACUGAGGUUGAUCAGAAACCCCAGUGCUGAUGACUGAUGGUUCGAAUUAAGUGGUCAAUAAUUAGUUUUAUUAAGCAGAAAACUUUAUAUUCUUUAUAAAUUGUGGCCUUAUUAGGUCUAUAUAUUGAAUGGCCCUAUGUUUAGGACUACGUCGUUUUUAAAUGUAUUUUUAUACUUGAAAAUAAAAUUGUUUAUUGUA
This is a messenger RNA of Dendroctonus ponderosae (mountain pine beetle), 1860 nucleotides long. RefSeq names its product 3-ketoacyl-CoA thiolase, mitochondrial (gene yip2). The record is from RefSeq and is a predicted model, not a curated record. The transcript has 9 exons. Gene Ontology annotation, biological process: fatty acid beta-oxidation. Bases 409 to 1605 code for a protein of 398 amino acids. NCBI's taxonomy places the organism in Eukaryota, Metazoa, Arthropoda, Insecta, Coleoptera, Curculionidae. Gene Ontology annotation, molecular function: acetyl-CoA C-acetyltransferase activity.